Eremothecium sinecaudum is the source of this 915-nucleotide messenger RNA. RefSeq names its product TFIIH complex subunit TFB6 (gene TFB6). Bases 1 to 915 code for a protein of 304 amino acids. The transcript has a single exon. Lineage: Eukaryota; Fungi; Ascomycota; Saccharomycetes; Saccharomycetales; Saccharomycetaceae. Gene Ontology annotation, cellular component: transcription factor TFIIH holo complex. The record is from RefSeq and is a predicted model, not a curated record.
AUGUCAGAUACUGUCUCGACUCCACAUACGCCGCUACACCCCGAAGCCGAUGAAGAAGUUGAUAUAGAUCAUAUAAAGGAACUCUCUGAUGAGGAAAUGUUGGACUUAGAGCUAAAUCCAGACCUUGAAGAAGAUGAAAAAUGCCUGAAUGACGAAACGAAAGUAGCUAAUGGCAAGAAGGGUGAAAAGAGAUACCUUGAUGAUGCUAUUGAAGGAUUUUAUGAUGAUAGCGACUAUUUUGAACCUCGUAUUGAUUUGCAAUCACCGUUUAAUUCUGCUGAUAAACUGUCUGGUAUUCAAUACAAUGAUAGUAUUCAUCCACGUAGGCUUUCUGCAUCCCAGCAGUCAAAGUUUAUUUGUUUCUGUGAUGCAAAGCUCAUGAAUAUACAGAGAAAAGUUGUACAGAAUCGAGGGCUAAAUACAAGUGCAGGUUAUGCUAACCUAUUGGAUUUAACGCUAGACCUAAAAAGAUUGGUUGAUUUUAUAUGGUUUUCCAUAGAUGGCUGCGCUAAUACCGAAGUUCUUUUCAUGGAGAAACCAGAACAUACAAAGAAGGACUAUACAGGGACUCAAAGUACGAAUUUUGGACAAACGCACUAUUUAAUUCGGAUCGCGGACGACUUCCUUGAUUAUUUGGAUAAGUUCUCACUAGAGGAACUGGAUAGCAACACUAGGUCGUCGAUUUUAUCAAGGGUUUUUAAGUUUUUAAUGAUCAUGGACAAGAUAUUUGCACGUAUUAUCGACGGUAGGGUACCGGGGCAAGUUAAGCUAUCUGUUACAGAUAGAGUAAGGGUUAUGGGUAUUGCAGAGCGAACGAGAUAUAUAAUACCAAAUAUAUUGGAAACUCAGAAUAUAAGCGGGUAUCAUUACGAACUGAGUAAAAUUUACGAUGAGACACUUGAUAGAUGUGGGUAA